Zingiber officinale is the source of this 3202-nucleotide messenger RNA. RefSeq names its product receptor-like protein EIX1. Gene Ontology annotation, molecular function: protein binding. The coding region runs from base 90 to 3056 and encodes 988 amino acids. The record is from RefSeq and is a predicted model, not a curated record. The transcript has a single exon. Lineage: Eukaryota; Viridiplantae; Streptophyta; Magnoliopsida; Zingiberales; Zingiberaceae.
AAUUUCCAGAGAGCACAACAUGCAAUUGGAUUCUUGCAAUAAAUACUUGGCCAUUGCCGUUGCAUUUCUGCAAACCAACACUGAAGAUUAUGGCAGAGGCCUGGAGAAGCACACUCCGGCGUUUCCCCGAGCCAAGGCCACUACACCACCCCCACCGCUGCUUCUAUCUUCUUCUUGUCUGGCUCAUCAGCCUCGCCUUCUUUCUUACGGAGGUCGCUGGAGUAGAAGGGAGAUUCAUGAGCAGCAAGGGAUGCUUGCAGAGGGAGAGGGAUGCUCUCUUGCUUUUCAAAGCCGCCAUCAAAGAUCCUUCCGGCCGCUUGUCUUCUUGGCGCGCCCAAGGAGACGACUGCUGUGCUUGGACUGGCGUCGUAUGCCAGAACAGGACGGGCAGCGUGCUGGUGGCAGAACUCAACCUUCAAAAUCCAAAUACUAAUUAUGAAGAAAAGACUCUGAGGGGUGAGCUGCUGCAUCCAUCCUUGUUGUCUUUAACUCAUUUGCAAAGCUUAAAUCUAAGUUACAAUGACUUUGAGGGCACCCAAAUUCCACCUCUUAUUGGUUCUCUUCACAAACUGAGGUAUCUUGAUCUUUCUAGCUCCAACUUUGAUGGAACCAUUCCUCCUCAUCUUGGAAAUUUAACUAACCUUCGUUAUCUUGAUCUCAGCUCAAAUGAUAAUUCUUAUUCUGCUACAACUGUCCACAGCCUAGAUUGGCUCUCUGGCCUUUCUUCUUUGUUCUAUCUGGACAUGUCCAUUUUGAAUCUCAGCGAUGUCUCCCAUAAUUGGGUAUCGACAGUCAACAUGUUACCUUCCCUCCGGCAAUUAAAUCUACAAUAUUGUAGUAUGAAUAUUACCCCCCUUUCUCUCAAUUUCCAUCUCAACUUCACUUCUCUCACAACUCUUGAUCUUAGUGGGAACAUCUUCACCUCUUCUUUUCCUAAUUGGUUGUGGAAUCUCACAAGCCUCUCGUCUCUUCAACUUUCAGAGUGUGAAAUUCGAGGAAUGUUGCCUGUUGAAAUUGGCAACUUAAUUAGCCUCACACAUCUUGAUCUUCCUUGGAAUUUGAUCUCUGGUCCCCUACCUGAUACGUUAUGGAAAUUGAAGCAUCUAACGCACCUCGAGCUCAGCUUCAAUUUACUUGGAAAUUCUUUACCAAUGGGGAUUAUGAAUCUAUCAAGCCUAUCAACAUUGUACCUUAGAAAUUGUUCACUAAUUGGUCCAAUACCCAGUGAGUUAGGAAAUUUAACUGCUUUAAAUACAUUAACUCUUGAAUCUAAUUUACUUUCUGGAUUAAUACCACAUGCUAUUGGGAAACUAGUCAACUUAGAGCUUCUUCAGCUGUCUGUUAAUUCCUUUGAGGGUGAUAUUACUGAGUUUCACCUUUCCAACCUAACCAAACUAAAGGACUUGAUCUUGUCUGAUAACCCCUUCCUUACCAUUGCAAUAAACCACAAUUGGAGCCCUCUUUUUCAAUUAGAGUUAAUUAGCCUUGGUUCCAGUAAGUUAGGUCCUAGAUUUCCUACGUGGCUUCGUUCACAAAAAUCCAUCAUGGUUAUUGAUUUGUACAAUACAAGUAUAGAGGACAACUUGCCUGAAUGGUUUUGGAACUCUCUUUCCAUCAUUCAAAUUUUAGAUCUCUCCCAUAAUCAAAUUAGUGGUAUUUUGCCGGUAUCCCUAGAGAGUUUGACCAAAUUAAAUUAUUUAAAUUUGGGUUCUAAUUUACUACAAGGUCCAAUUCCUCACUUGCCAUCCAACCUAACUUUUCUAGAUCUAUCUGAUAAUGCAUUUUUAGGCCCCCUACCACCAACAUUAUUCACACCACAAUCAAAUUAUUUGAUUCUCUCACAUAAUCAUAUUAAUGGAAGCAUUCCAUCUAACAUUUGUAAUUCUCGUACACUUGGCCACAUCGACUUUUCAAAUAACCAAAUAUUUGGAGAAAUUCCCCAGUGUUGGAAGGAGGGUUCAGGUCUUGGAUAUAUUAAUUUGGGAAAUAAUAUGCUCUUUGGAGAAAUUCCAAGCUCUGUUGGCAACCUGAUGGAACUGGAGUUCUUGCACUUGAAUAAUAAUACUCUAAAAGGGAAUCUUCCAUUAUCACUGCAAAAUUGCACUUGGCUAUUGGUUGUUGAUCUUGGCGACAACAAGUUUUCUGGAAAUAUUCCUUCGUGGAUUGAGCAAAGUUGGAGGCAGCUACGCAUUCUUCGAUUAUCCUCAAAUAUGUUCAUUGGCAACAUUGAUCCACAACUUGGAUAUUUGAGGGAUCUACAAAUCGUUGACUUUGCAAAUAAUAAAUUAUCAGGGUCAAUACCACAUUCCUUUGGAAAUUUCAGCACAAUGAUUUCAACAUCAGAUGAACAACUUCCUUCCUUUGAGGUAAUAAAAAUGGUAAUACUAGAAGAAAUCAAAAGUGACAGUAGAAGUGAAAGCAUUACUUUAGUCACAAAAGGAUACCAACUUACUUUUUCAUCUAUUCUUUAUCUUGUAAAGAGUAUAGACCUUUCAAACAAUGAAUUGAUAGAUGAGAUUCCUGAAGAAUUAGGAUAUCUUACUGGACUCUACACUUUGAAUUUAUCAAGAAACAACUUCAAAGGCAAGAUCCCAGAUAGCAUCGGCAGAAUGAGUUCAUUGGAAACUCUGGAUUUAUCCUUUAAUAAUUUAUCAAAUAUUAUUCCUCAAAGUUUGUCACAACUAAAUGCUCUGAGUCAUUUGAACUUGUCUCACAACAAUCUAUCUGGAAACAUUCCCUCUGGGAAUCAGCUUCAAACAUUAGAUGAUGCAACCAUUUAUAUCGGCAAUCCUUAUCUUUGUGGAGACAUAAUAAACAAGAGUUGCUUUCAUAGGAACAACACCAAUGCGACAAGAAAACAACAUACAAUGUCGUCGCCAAUGUUAUCAAUUUACAUGAGCAGCGCACUUGGAUAUUUUGUUGGAUUGUGGAGUGUGUUUGUUCUUCUGCUAUUUAAGAAAAAAUGGAGGUACUCUUACUUUAAGAAGGUCGAUGAAUUUUAUGAUAAAGUUUAUGUGACAGUCAAGAUAAGAUUGAAUAGAAUAAUGAAUGAUUAGUUUUUUUAGAAAAAAAUAAAGUUUAUGAUGAAUGUAACAAUAAGAGGUUUUCAUAUUAGAAUUGUGAGCUUUCAUUGUAAGCAUGGUGCUUUUAGUAACCAUAUUCUUGUGAUAUUUUGCAAAUGAAACAAUGUUAUGAUUGUGCU